This is a messenger RNA of Blastocystis hominis, 798 nucleotides long. RefSeq lists its product as hypothetical. Bases 1 to 798 code for a protein of 265 amino acids. The record is from RefSeq and is a predicted model, not a curated record. The transcript has 5 exons. NCBI's taxonomy places the organism in Eukaryota, Bigyra, Opalinata, Blastocystidae.
AUGGGUCAAAACCAGUCAGCCGAAGCUCUAUACAAGACUCAGGAGACUAGGAAUGUGCUAGCAAACAGUCAGAAUCAGUCCUCUGAUCGUUCCAACGAGUCUACUAUCAUUUGCAAGAGUCGAUGGAGUGAGAUUAUUUUUACCCCAAGCGCAAAAACUCCCUACUAUGAGGAUAUGCUGACGAACACGCCUUUGUUUACCUUUCUUAGCGGAUUCUAUCAAAAGAAUGAAAGCUCGAAGCAUAUCUUCUUUCAUCUAGCGUAUGAUGAAGUUUGCCGUGUGGCAGAAUAUGCGAAAAGCACGUUUCACUGGAAAAUAUUCAAAUAUACCGGAGAACCGACCGAAAACGGUAUUAUUUAUUGGAUUGGGUGUCUGAAUGAGUCCCAUCUGUAUGAAAAUCCCAUCAAAACAGGUCUGGUCGAGAUUGUGACCAGCAAAGACUAUCAUGUGAACUAUUCUCGUUGUGAAUCUUCCAUCUAUCGUGUUUUGGAAUUGCCUAGUCUGUCAGAUAGAGACUGCUAUUUUGAUCCCGGCUGCAUUAUCUUUCACUUUCCCAAACACCUGAUUUGUCCUGCUGGAUACACGUUUCGAAAUGGAGGAGGCCGAGGAUCCGUGGUUCGCAGAUGGGUACUUGAAGCUGCAACAUCGAUCAAUGGUCCCUGGACGGUAAUAUCCAAUCACCCGGAGGAUGAUACGUUUUUUUACGAUGUGACCGAUGGCCAAGAUAAAGAAAACUCAUUUCUGUAUAUAUAUAUUUCAAGGCCUUCUAAAGAUGUAGACCUCAUUGCUGGCCAAUAA